Molecule: messenger RNA, 378 nt
Organism: Postia placenta MAD-698-R-SB12
Lineage: Eukaryota; Fungi; Basidiomycota; Agaricomycetes; Polyporales; Adustoporiaceae
Exons: 2
Source: RefSeq, a predicted model, not a curated record
ACACAUAUGUUUACGUUAGUCAACGUAGCUCUUUUGAUCUAUGAUUACCUGCUUACGCUAUGUCGCGAGAUUCGUCUCAUCUGGACCUGCAAAGCUGUCGGGGUGAGAUGCAUGUUCUUCCUCAACCGUUUCGUCACGGUGGCUUUGGGAGCUACGAGUAUAUCAUUCACCUUUUCCUUCGGCACCGCUUCGGUACGUUGUGUCGCUUUAGGGAAUAACUUCACUCCGCUGACAGUGAUUGUGCAGAAGUAUGACUCCUGUUCAGCCCUUCGCGUCCACGCUGUCAGCGACCGUAACUGGAGACUAUCAAUGCUGACAUUGGUACUAGGUUUGGUACCAUUGGGAAUGGAGCUUGUCAGUCCCCUUUAUCUUCAUUGA